This is a messenger RNA of Homalodisca vitripennis (glassy-winged sharpshooter), 3587 nucleotides long. RefSeq names its product glucose-6-phosphate exchanger SLC37A2 (gene MFS16). The coding region runs from base 540 to 2213 and encodes 557 amino acids. The transcript is spliced from 13 exons. Lineage: Eukaryota; Metazoa; Arthropoda; Insecta; Hemiptera; Cicadellidae. Gene Ontology annotation, molecular function: transmembrane transporter activity. Gene Ontology annotation, biological process: transmembrane transport. The record is from RefSeq and is a predicted model, not a curated record. Gene Ontology annotation, cellular component: membrane.
CUAUUAUUUAUUUAGUUUCCGUAUUUCUUUGUUGUUAUGUUGAAUGUAUUCCUAGUAGAUAACGUCACCAAUCGUAAAAUGCAAUUGUUAUAAUAUCCUUUGUGUCAAAUAAAAGUCAUGUUUAGUCUAGCUUUUGGUUUUGAAUAGAUACGAGUUAAACCCAAAGAUUAGCCACAUUUCUUUCGUGAAGUAUUGACUUAUGCGUUGGUUUUAGCCAACAUUAAUUGUUAUCUUAUCUCUUUUGUUUGUUCAGGUUCAGAUUACCCUAGUACUUAGUACUUAUUACUGCCACAGGCGCUUGAUCAGUCUUUCACUUCAUUAGUUUACAACAGUCUGUAACCUAUAUUCUUGUGUUGUGAGUUGGUGAGGGGGUUCAUAUUUUACAACUCAUCAAAUUAUGGCUUUAAAUAGGCAUUGGUCUCUGUUAUUUCGCCAGAGAAAAAAGUCCAUAUUAUGAUAAAGUUUUGCUAGUUUUCUUUCAUUAAUCAGUUGUGUUUUUAGAUUGUUAGAUUUCAGUACUAAAGUUUGUUUUUAACAGUAUGGCUUCUCCAAAUAGUUUAGAUGUACCUAUUGGUAUCAAAAUUAUUCAGAAAUCAACAUUCUUCUGCCCUAGAAAGACUUUUAAUAGAAAUGCUUGGUACCGAAGCUCUGUGGUGGUGCUCACAUUUCUUACGUACAUGUGUUACCACAUGAACCGCAAACCUGUCAGUGUAGUCAAGAGUGUACUCCAUCGUAACUGUUCGGCUGUCGAUCCCAACACUCCUCACAAUACUGAUAAUUGGUGUGACUGGGCUCCUUUUGAUCAAGAUGAUGCUUCAACGUUGCUUGGCCUGUUUGACUCUUCAUUUCUGUUUGCCUAUGCUGCUGCUAUGUUCGUUAGUGGACUGGUUGCUGAGCGAGUUAGCCUACGAUACUUCUUGGCUCUGGGUAUGAUACUGUCAGGGAUAGCAGGUUAUAUGCUGGGAAUAGCCAAGUACUAUAGCAUUCACUCAAUUCCGUACUUCAUGCUGGUUCAGAUCUUUGGUGGGAUUGUCCAAACAACGGGAUGGCCAGGUGUGGUUGCUGUCAUGGGUAACUGGUUCGGCAAGGGCAAGAGAGGUUUUAUCUUUGGCGUGUGGAACUCACACACUUCAAUUGGAAAUAUCCUGGGGACAGUUAUUGCGGGCUACUACGUUGAGUCGGACUGGGCCCUGUCAUUCAUCGUACCAGGGGUCAUCAUCGCUCUCAUGGGGUUCAUCAACUUCCUGUUCUUGGUGCCAGAUCCCAUGGAUGUCGGGUGCGUGGUGCCCCAGCAAAACCGACCAGAGAUCAAAGACAAGAGUAACCUAGUCCAGAUGGAUCGGAUGGGAGACAGUACCACUUCUAUGUCGUCCAUGCGAGGAUCCAAGUACGUCCGCAAACGCAGUUCCAUCAAGUUCAAAACUAAGUCGAAACAGAGCCGAACUUUGUCCAAGCCCAUCCGGCAGAUUUUGAAAUCAGUAAAGAACACAGUUGACGUUCACAAGAACGGUGACUUGUCUAGACUGCACUCUGAAGGUAGACCCAUUCUUCCAACUGAUAAUGAAGCAAAACCUGUCGGGUUUUUUGGAGCACUUAAAAUUCCUGGAGUAGUGGAGUUCUCUUUAUGCCUGUUCUUCGCUAAGUUGGUGAGCUACACAUUCCUCUAUUGGUUGCCGCAGUACAUCAAGACCUCAACUUCACUCGGACCAGCAGAAAGUGCAGAUCUGUCGACGGUGUUUGAUGUUGGUGGCAUUGUCGGUGGCAUUGCAGCAGGUAUCAUCAGUGACUACAGCGGCAAGAGUGCUUCCACCUGUGCAGUCAUGCUUGUUGUGGCUGUCCCUGUGCUGCAGAUAUACAACUUGUAUGGAGCACAUAGUUUGGCACUCAACUUUGGCUUGUUGCUGGUGGCCGGGCUGUUGGUCAACGGUCCAUACGCUCUCAUCACCACAGCUGUCUCAGCAGAGCUGGGCACUCAUCAUUCUCUGCAGGGAAACUCCAAAGCACUAGCCACUGUUACAGCCAUCAUAGAUGGCACAGGCUCUAUAGGUGCGGCAGUUGGACCCUUGCUGGCCGGAGUUGUCUCCCAGUGGGGCUGGAAUAAGGUGUUCUACAUGCUGAUGGCUUCUGACGUUCUUGCCCUGGUGCUUCUGGUGCGGUUGGUGAAGAGAGAAAUUAGGCCACCGCCAAGCCAUGCAGACACCUGGCAAGUUUGAUGAUUGCCCGUUCACUGUGCUGACUUUUAUCUAUUAACUGAACAUUUCAACAUGUUCUGACUUUGAAGACAACACUAUACAUAGUCAGACUACGGAUGCACAAAUAUUUAAUGUCGUUAUUUAUUUUCCUUCAUGCAUACAACAACAAACAUUACCUACUUAAUGGCAUUAAUACUUGUCUCCUUAAGUAACCAUUUGCAUUUUAAUAUAAUUGUGAUAAGAAAUUCAGAAAUUAUUAUUAUUUUAAAUUCAGUUUUAAUUCUCUAAUUGUGAAUAAUUCAUUUUAAAAUGUGAUAGUAAUUCAUAAGAAGUAAACAAGUAAUAGUUUCAAGAUUGAAUUUGACUAUUUUAAGUUGGGGGUAGUGAUUAAAGUCACAUCUCAGUUUAAAUGGCACCCACUAUCUUUCACUAUUAACUUCUUCAUUACUGGUUUAUUGAUAUAAAACACUGACACAUCAUUGCAGAGUUGGAUACCUAAAAUUAAUGGUAGUUAGCAUUUUUCAAGUAAAAAUAAAAUCCAAUGAUAAUAAUAAAAUGAUAACAUUUACUUUUAAACAUAAUCAAAACUAUAAAUAAAAUCGUUUUAAGCACUAGUGAAACCAUUAUAUUAUGACGUAAUGAGAAGAAACACUUUUAUGAAAUCAGCAUGUGAUAGUUUUGUGGUAGUUAAAAUACAAUUUGUCCAGGAACAGCACCAGCACCAAUCAAAAAGAGCAUAGUUUGUGAUUGUAUUCAUUCAGCUCACUUGUUAUUCACAUAUCUGACAGCAAAUUCCAUGUAUUUUCUGAUACAACCGUGAGGCGCGGGAACAUGAAAUGGAUACAAACGUGUACAACAGUUGCGAAGUUAAAACGUCAUAAGAAAAUAACACCAGUUUUAAAUAAAAGUUUUAAUUAAAACGUUAAAAAGUCUAUGAAAGUGAGGUGUUUUAUAGCUAGAGCAAGUAUGAGUAAAGUUUUAAAAAUUUAAUAUUUUUAUUCCAACCAGCAAACGUAGUUUCAAUCAAGGAUCAUAUUUAAUCUGUCUUUCAUUAUCCUUAUUUUAUACGCUGUAAUAUUUAUUAUGCUUUUUGUAAGUCAUACCACAUUUUUGCCAUAAAAUUGCCAAGUCGUGUUAAAAAUAAUAAAUAGAUUUUAUAUUUUUAUAAUGUUAUACUGAAUUAUUUUUUACUUGUUAUUUAUACUGCAGUAGGUGUUAGCCUCCAGGCGAGUCUGGCAAGUUACAGAGUUAUUUUAUCAGUUGUUAACAGUUUUGGACACUCUUGUUACCAAUAGUAUAUUUUUAUGUUAACUUAUCUAUUUAUGUGUACCACUUUUAGUCAUAUUUCCAAUGUUUUCUGUAACCAAGCAAUCGAAUAAAUGCUAAUAACAGUAA